Molecule: messenger RNA, 3476 nt
Organism: Carassius auratus (goldfish)
Lineage: Eukaryota; Metazoa; Chordata; Actinopteri; Cypriniformes; Cyprinidae
Product: interleukin-1 receptor type 1-like
Exons: 13
Coding region: 489-2243 (584 amino acids)
Biological process (GO): signal transduction
Molecular function (GO): interleukin-1 receptor activity
Source: RefSeq, a predicted model, not a curated record
AACCUUUAUUUUUAAGAGUGUUUGUCAGCAAACAGUCCCGUUCCAAGAAUUUCAAGAUGGGGCAGUUAAAAGCAAUGGAUCUGACAGCAAACAUCUGGUAUCUGCCGCAAACAUCACUCAGGUAUUGUAGAGGAGAGAUUGGCUUUCAUACCUGCUUUGUGCAGUUCUUUGGGUUUGGCUGAUGUGCCACACCUGCUACUCAACCUCUGAAUGUGUGCCAGGCAUUUCCCUGCUUUUGUGAAGUUACUCAUACUGGAACAGAAAACUUCUGAUGAGCAGUGACUACACCCUUGGCCCAUUUCUGUGAAAGUGCAGAUGGGUAAUCCCACAAUAAUUAUUUCCAGAUUAGGAGAAUUGGGCCACAAAGCAGGCCUAGCCAGGCAUGAAAUGGCCUCUCAAACACAGCAGCAGCAGCAGCUCCAGACGACCACCUGCCUGACACUAACUCAACUCACCUGGACCCAACGAGUCAAACAGUCAAGAAAACCAUGCAGUGUCUUUGGAGAAAAGAUAUGGGCCGGUCGUCCCUCAUUUUUCUGGUCACUCUACUUUGGCCAGUUAAAUGUGCUGUAAUACCAACAAAACAAUCUUUAGGUUCAGGUUCCUGCAGGGAUUUCAAACAGGAGUUUGAGCGGACGUUCUCGAUCCCUGGUGAAGUUGUGAUACUGGAGUGCCCACUGCAGAUGCAUCAUCUCUUUGAUCCUGCAGAUACACCAUACAACGUCACAUGGUACGAUGAGAGAACGGGCUCUGAGAUCUCAGAGCUGGAGCAGAGCAUCAUGCUGAAGAAAACACAAGUGUGGUUCUUCAACGUCACCAUGCAGCAGAACGGAAAGUACACAUGUGUGGUCAGGACUGUGAACAAGUGCUACAAACAGGCCACUGGGCUGGUGGUGACAGAAAUGACAUCAGAAAACUGUGUGAGACCGCAGUGUGGACUCCAGCAGAUCAGGGCUCAUGUCAAUGAUCUCCUCGCCUGCCCUCUAAGGAAAUAUUUAAAGAGUGUGGACAGUCCGUCCAUCCAGUGGUACAAGAACUGCAAGCUCCUUCAAGAAGAUAAGAAAUUUGUUCCAAAUAAAGAUAUGCUCAACAUACGCAAAGUACAUCUCGAUGACGCUGGAUUUUACACCUGCAAAAUGACCUUUCGUUUAGCUGGAGUUAUCCAUGAAAUGGCUGAAACUAUAGAGUGUGAAGUGAAAGAUGAGUAUUUAAUGAAACCACGAGUGAUCGAGCCUGUUAAUGAGAUCAUUAAAGUGGAGAGGGGUUCAUCCUUCAGGAAGAACUGCAUCGUCGAAGUUCAGGGAAAAGGCAUUCCCUUGGUUGAAGUGAUCUGGAAAGACCAGCUGGAUUUCAUCUCUCAAAACACGUCACAUCGCGUCCAUCAGGAACCCAUGAAUGAAAGCCAAACGGUAGAUGGCUAUCGUAUGGAGCGCACGCUCUUGCUGUCUGCCGUAUCAGAGGAGGAUUUCUACUUAAACUUCACCUGUAUGGCAUUCAGCAGCCGAGGACAUCCGACCGGACAGAUUACACUCGUCCCUGCAGAUCCGAACCUUCUCUUGCUUCUUGGUCUUCUUCUGUGCUCUGUGGCAUUGCUCUUCGUGACGGGUGUGAUUCUGUGCACCACAUUCAAGGUGGAGCUGGCCUUGUGGGUCAGGAAUGUGUUUCCAUUCCUCUACCAAACCACAGCUGGUGAUGGUAAGCAGUUUGAUGCAUACAUCGCCUAUCCCAGAGUCCUCGAGGGCUCAAGUGAAAACGCUGAGAUUUUUGCAAUGAGCACUUUGCCGCAGGUUUUGGAGGGCCAGUACGGUUAUAAGCUGUUCAUCCUGGGCCGGGACGGCCUGCCUGGGGAAGCUGUGGUGGACGUGGUGCAGGACGCUCUGAGCCGCUGUCGCAGACUGCUGCUGCUCUACACGGCGUCGUCUCUCUGCAGCCCGGAGGCACAGGACUGGGCCGAGCAGCAGACAGGUCUGUACCAAGUGCUGGUGGAGGACUCCAUGAGUGUGGUGCUGCUGGAGCUGGAGGAGAUCCACCAGCCGCUGCGCCUGCCACACACUGUGCGCCUCCUAAAGGACAAACAGGGAGCUUUGCAGGCCUGGAAGAGAAGGAAGAGGUGGGCGUUCUGGGAUAGGAAGUCAGAGGAGCGUGUGAACUCUCUGGAGCCCUCUGCACGCUUCUGGAGGGAGCUGCGAUACCAUAUGCCCAUCAGAGGCAAAGCUAAAGAGAGAAACUGGUUUAGUUUCUAGAUGAACACUAAAGGUGAGUACUCGGUCAAGUUGAGUAAACUUCCCGGAUGAAUAAGAACAAUGCACUCUUCCUCAGAACAACAAAAAGAGAGAAAUUAAUACUUUUAUUCAUCAGGAAUGCAUUAAGUUGAUCAAAAGUGACCAGUAAAGACAUUUACAAUGUGACAAAUGAUUUCUAUUUCACAUAAAUGCUAUUCUUUUGAACUUUCUAUUCAUCACAAAAUACACCAAGGAAAACAUUUUUCACAACGGUUUUGUGGUUAAAGAAAGACCCUAAAACAGCUGUUAGUGACAUCAGCAACAGCCUCCGGAGGACAGGAGUGAAGGAAUCACAGUCUAUUGUUCACAGAAGACUUCAUGAAGAAAAGUACACAGGGUACACAAGAAGAUGCAAACCACUCAUUAGCAAGAAGAAUAGGAGACAAGCCAAUUUACAGAAAGAUGCAACAAACUAAUUGGGAGAUCCUUCGUCAUGCUGCAAGAUAAUGACCCAAAACAUAGUGCCAAAGCAACUGACAGACUGGCCAUGUCAAGAUCCAGACUUGAACCCUAAAGAGAAGAGACUGAAGGGAGUAACCCCCCCCCCCACCCCCCACACCCACCCCAAACUGAAAGAGGCUGCGAUGAAAGCCUGGAAAAUCAUCACAAAAGAAGAAUGCAAAUGUUUGGUGAUGUCAUUGGGUCACAGGCUUGAUGCAGUUAGGAUUAAGGAUUUGCAACUAAAUAUUAAGUCUUAUUCACUUUAAUCUAGUUUAAGUCAAUAUUUUCCAAUACUUUUGGUCACAUGAGCAAUAUAUAUAUAUAUAUAUAUAUAUGCACACAUGCUUACAUGUGUGCGUUUUUGUGCUGUAUCUAUAUAUAAAUACACUGUAUGUAUGUUUGUGUGAGAGAGAGGACUGUCUAUAAUAGAAAAGGUAUAUAUAUAUUAAUAAAACAUUUUAUAUGAAUAAACUAAAAUUAUGAGAAGGAGAAGAACCAAAAAAUUUUAAUGAUAUAUGAUUUUCACAUUCCAGAUCUGUUGGGACUUGAAGAAUCCUUGCUUUAUAAAACAAUAAUAACUUAAUAUUUUGACCCUUUGACCCUAUCAGGACAACACUGUUUGGAUAAUAGAGUGAUUGGAUGGAUGUUCUUCUUAAACAUUUCAUUUAGAGACAAAGUUAACUUUGAAGGCAUUUUUUAAUUAUUAAAGGUUUUGUAACAAAAUAAAAUUCAAAUUAAAGAAGAAAAAAACUU